GUCCCAACAUCCACCAUGUCAUGCUCAUGUCGUCGCAGCCAGCAAGCAUUCCAUAUUUCCAUUUGCAGACUCUCCACUCCACGUGGUGGCUCCUCUUCUUCCGAUAAUAGGACAACAGAGCAACCGACUAACCGAGGAGUAAACAAAUUUUACCAUUUUACCGUGUGUCCCUACCCCACUAGAGGAGAGGAAGGCAACCCAAUAGUAAACCUGUGAGCCGCCGCCGUAUCACGGGCGGUUACCACCACCUCAGCUCGCUGCCUCCGCCGCUCCGCAUCCUCCUCCCUCCUUCGUCCUCAGGGAGGGUCAUCGACGGCCGCCGCAACCAGAUCUCCGACGAUCCUCCUCCUCCUGCUGCUAAUACAUACCGAGGUGAGGCAUGCCCAGGGUGUUCACAAUGUCGAAGGCGACAAGGAUCACAGUGCCUACAUGAAACCAGAGUUCUUUGAUGCUUGCGUCACUCCUUUGGGCUGGAACCAGGUCGACUGUCUACGAGAGCAUGUGAAAAAAAGUGGACUUGCAGAAAAGAUUGAGCUUGUUAUUUGUUCCCCUUUACUGAGGACUAUGCAGACUGCAGUGGGUGUUUUUGGUGGUGAGAAUUAUACUAAUGGAAUAAGUGCACCUCCACUAAUGGUGGAAAAUGCUGCAGACAAUGGACGUCCGGCAAUCUCAAAUUUGAACUGCCCACCAUUUCUUGCUGUCGAGACCUGCAGGGAGCGCUUGGGUGCCAAUCCUUGUGACAAGAGGAGGAGCAUAACAGAGUAUCGUACUCUGUUUCCUGCCAUUGACUUUUCACUGAUAGAGAAUGAUGAAGAUGUUCUUUGGGUACCGGAUGUCAGAGAAACCUUUGAGUCACUAGGGGAGAGGGGCAGGAAGUUUAUCGACUGGUUAUGGACAAGAGAGGAGAAAGAGAUAGCCAUUGUCACCCAUAGUGGUUUGUUGUGGCAUACCUUACGUAUGUACAGCAAAGAGUGUCAUCCUACUGUAAGGCAUGAAGUGAGCAAGUACUUUGCAAAUUGUGAGCUCCGGUCGUUGGUGCUGGUUGAUAGGAGCAUGCUUGGAUCAGAUUCCCCCAGUUACAAGUACCCUUGCAAGAUCCCAGAUGGUGUUGAUCUGCCUAGCGAUGUCGCUGACAAGAAGCAACUUGAGGAGGAAGCUCAAGAGAGAACUGAGCCUGUCUGAGGCUCGUUUCGUGUUUUACCCUGAUUCCUUGAUUCUUUUGUGAACCCAUCUUGACACCUCCCUAGUUGCAUUCAGUGGAAGCUAAACACCUGCAUAUUGGACUGACCAUUUGUUAUUACGUAUGUUUCCUCUGAAGUUCACUGAAAUGAAAUGUUCUUUUCACUUCUGGUGAUGAGAUUUUUUUU
Molecule: messenger RNA, 1367 nt
Organism: Panicum virgatum (switchgrass)
Lineage: Eukaryota; Viridiplantae; Streptophyta; Magnoliopsida; Poales; Poaceae
Product: phosphoglycerate mutase-like protein 1
Exons: 9
Coding region: 430-1182 (250 amino acids)
Cellular component (GO): cytoplasm
Molecular function (GO): phosphatase activity
Source: RefSeq, a predicted model, not a curated record